Molecule: messenger RNA, 132 nt
Organism: Dentiscutata erythropus
Lineage: Eukaryota; Fungi; Glomeromycota; Glomeromycetes; Diversisporales; Gigasporaceae
Source: the annotation of a GenBank genome assembly
GCAGAAGUAGCUAGUUUACAAACCUGUGCUGAAAAUUACUAUUCACAAUUGCUAGAUAUUUGCAAGUUAUUAGAAAAUAAAGCGAAAGAAGUAAUAAGGACAGAAAGUAAAUUAGAUGAAAAGCAGCAAAAA